This is a messenger RNA of Coregonus sp. 'balchen', 33410 nucleotides long. The record is from the annotation of a GenBank genome assembly. Lineage: Eukaryota; Metazoa; Chordata; Actinopteri; Salmoniformes; Salmonidae.
CCUGCUCUAUUGCUACAGUACAGUAAGCCACACAGCUACUGGAACUCCCUUACCCUCUACCUCAAUCACCUCACCCCCUACCUCAGGGACCAGGCUGUCAGAAGCUUCUGGAGGCCUGUGGGAGGCCUGCUUGGCUCUGUCUAAAUACCUUGUAAGGGGCGCUAUAUUCAUGAUGGAUGGAUCACCAUUUGGGGGGCAUAGUUGUGUUUCAACUUUGUCUGCUGGUGCGGUAUGUGUGUGUGUGUUUCCACUUUCCAUAGCAUUAGACACUGUAGGACUCCUAGGCGCUUCCUUUCUUAGGCCUGUUGGUUCUUGCCCAAGGGGCUCAGAAGUGUGACGGACGAGAGCCGGCCCGGUGGUCGCCAUCUUGUUUCAGAACGUGUACAGUAAUGUUGUCACGAUACCAGAAUUUUGACUUCGAUACUGAUACCAGGUUUAGUAUCAUGAUACUCGAUACCAUCACGAUACCAAAACGAUACCACAACAAAAAAAAGAAGGCGUAUUAGCCAAAGUCACAGAAUGGCACUUCAUCCAGACAGAUAAACUCAGCUACUGCUCUAUUCAAUUGUUGGGCAUCUUCAAUAUCAUUACAUACAGCCAUGUAUGCAUUAUUUAAUAAAUGAUACAAUCAUACAAUAUAUUUGACUUUGUUUUUUUACCAAUAUAACUACAAAACAACAUAAUGGUAAUAAUUUAUUUGAAUGUUAAAUCUCUAUUGAUAAACUGGGUAAAUUAAGAUGUAGCCUAGGUCUAUUCACAAUACAGGUGAAUUCAUAUUAUUCAAUAGGAGUGUGUGCAUGCAUUCAGUUAUUGAGCUUGUUUUAGCUGAUUUCAUGGGGCUACAGAUGACAAACAAUACCUCCCAUUUAGGACUUAUUUUAUUGGCAACUGCUAGGAGAACAUAUACUUUUAUUGUACUGAUCAAUAACAUUUGCAUAGAAGAAGCGAUCUCUUCUUUUAUAAAAGUGUAUGCUGUCUCUUUAAGAAAGUAAUGACAUCAUUCACAAAGUAGAACAUGGCUGUGGAAUCUGACUUUGUGGCUAUGGAAUCUAGUGGAAACCAGACAGGAGGCGAGGGAGACGAGAAGUGAAUUACUUUUUGGUGGCGAAGGAGACAAAGUCAAUUAAUAAAGUUUUUGGUGACAAUCAGCUUUGAAAUCAGCAUAUUUUGUGUUAUGGCUUGCAUAUUAUCACAAACAUAGUACUAGAGUAGUGAAUUCAGCUGUAAGCUAGCAAGGAAAGUUAGCCUACAAAUAAAGCUGAAAGCAACCGGCAUCGUCUUGCAUUGUAAAAGUGUUCUGAACAGUUUAAACAUUUCUACAUACCAUGUUGCAUUAUUUAAGUGUGUUAAUUUCUGUGCAGCAUGAGUGGGGAGCUAACAAUGCAGCCAGACAGCUCUAGCAAUGAAUGAGUAAGUGGAGCAGGCACUUUGCUCUUAGCGCUUUAAAGCGGCUACGCUGAUAGACAGACUUUAUCCUGUCAAUGACGAAAAACACAUUUGACAGAAGUACCGAAUGUAACAAAAUUCUAGUAUCAAAUGUAUUUAUUUUUUGGUAUCGAAAAAGUACCGGUAUACCUUGGAACACUAGUGUACAGUGACACCCCAUGAAAUGCCUUAUGGGUUUCUACAUGCUUUUACAAUGGGAUUUUUUUUAAAAAUCAUUCCUGGGUCUGCCUUACAAACUGGUUCUCAACUAUGUGAAUCUGUGAUCCCAGAUAAGAAGAAGAUUGUUCUAUGGAAAGCAGAUAAAGCACAGACGUGGUAUUCACAGGUGUAUAGUUUACGUAGUUCCCCUUUAUGGUUUUCUGUAACGCUGUUAUCUUGGUGUCUUUGUGCCAAGCCAGGGGAGCAAGUAUAGACUUUGAAAAUAAGAGUAACUGACAUCAGCUAAGCACAUUUACAUGGCAAGCCAGUGCCUCAUGUUGUAAAUGUGUCUGGAAGGUGUGUGUGUGUGUGUGUUAUGCCUUGCCGUGUGUGUGUUAUACUGUAGGUCAGGUAUGGGUCCAUUGAAAGGGCCUAUCUCUCGCUCCGACUCGGUCCAUUCCUUCCUAACCUCUCCUUUCUUUCCCCUCUCUGUGUCCAACCCAGAAAUCAGAUCAAGGGCUGAGGUGUCAGGGAGACAGAGAUACUGAAAGGGCUUCUAGCCACCUGGUCUGAGCCCCAGCCUUUAGUUUCCACUCAUACUUUGUUCUCCUUUUACAAAAGCAGAGGCUGUGGCUGAGCCUUGUCUGGGCCCCUUCAGCUUGGGCUAGUGGGGGGGGUGUACUUUGUCAGGGAAGAUGUUUUUGAGUGGGUAGAGACAGACGGAUGGACAGACAGACAGACAGAUCAACCAAAGGUCUUGCUCUUUUAAUCUGUCAACACACUUUUAAUCAAUCCACACGUGCAUUGUCUUAUGUCAGACACCGUUUCCAUAGCCGUCUGCACUGAGAUGUUGCCUUAGCUGCACACUCUCCUAGCCAGAUGUGGGGCUGAGAGGGGAGGAGGGUUGAAGGGGUACAGACAGGAGGGUAGGGAGGGGCGAGGGGGGUAGCAGACGAAGCGUUGACAGGCGCAGAUGGGUGUCCUGGUCUGGGACAAGGCAGCUAUCUCGGGGUCUAAUCUCACUAAUGAGAGAAACUGGCGCUGACUGCUGACGAGAUGUUCUCUCUUCUCUCUCUCUCUCUAUCUCUCUGUUUUCAUAUCUCUCUCUAUCUCUCAUAUCAUCCUCUCUCUCUCUCUCUCUCUCUAUCUCUCUCUCUCUAUCUCUCUCUCUCUCUCUCUUUCUCUCUCUCUCUCUCUCUUCUUCAUUCUCACUCUGUCUCUGUCUCUCUUUCUCUCUCUCUCUUUCCCCCUCUCUCUAAUUAUCUCACUCUACCUCUGCCCCUGUGGGCUUAAUAAUCCCUCUAUCCACGGUACAUUGAGUGCUUUGGGGUCUAUAGCUGUACUGUACUGUGCCGUGCUCUACUAUGUUAUACUGUGCUGUGCUGUGUGGCCCAGGUUGGUUUAGGUGAGGUGUGAUUUGGGCUGACACACUGUUGGAGGUGCGUGAGAAAGAAUCUCACUGCCUGAGUGCUGCCUGAGAGAGGGAGGGAUGGUGGGAGGGAGGGAGGGAGGGGGAGAGCGAGAGAGAGAGAGAGUGAGAGAGAGAGAGAGACAGAAGGGCACAGCAGCCAGUGAGAAAAACAGCUUAUUUCUUUGUAUAGCGUUUGUAUUGUAGUGCUGGUUUCCCAGAGUGAGAGAGUGCACAGUGUGUGGUAUGGCAUUGAACUGUGCUCAGCUCUACUGUGAUGCUAUGCUCUGUGCUAGCCUGGCCUGGGUUGGCUUGUGUCUUCCCCGGUGCCUGCUGGUUGGCUGUGUUAGCUUUGGCAAGUAACUGUGCCACUGGAGGACAGCUGUGGCGGGAAGGGAACCGUGACUCAGACUGGCAUUCCAGAGAAAGAUUCCUGAUAUCCCACAACCGCCUGCAUUGUUCCCAAGGCCAAGGGCUUAUGCUUCCUGAGGAGGAAGCCUGCCUAUGGGGUGAAGGCCCUUAACUCUCUCACCCCCAACUCCCUGUCUGUCUCCCCCUCAGGGAGUUCCACCUUUCUCGCCCCUUCCUCCCCCCUCUCUCAGCCUAAAGAUGUUGGAUAGAUGCUUUAACUCUCUGUAUCUCUCUACUUUGUUAUAGUUUUUUGUGGUCUUCUUGUUUUAUUUAGGUGUUUUUGUGUGUUCCUGUAGCUACUGUGCAUCUAUUUCACGACUGUAACUAACAUUCCUCUCCUUUAAGUUGAAUAAAGUCAGCAGAUCCCAUCACUCUCACUGUUAACCCCCCCCCUCCCAACACACACACGCAUGCAUACUGUAAAACUUAAAUUAAAUGGCAAGUCUCAUUUUAAUAGCCGGGCAACGGUACACAUUUCAGCAAAUAAAUGGCUGUUUCAAAUAAAUGGCGGGUCUAAAUUUGUCACAAUCGUCAUAAUGAGUGGACCAAGGCGCAGCGUGAUAUGCGUACAUCUCUUUAAUAGUGUACUUAGCAACACGAUACAAAUAACAAAACAACAAAACGAAACGUGAAGUCCUCGGUCAUACACAAACCUACACGGAACAAGAUCCCACGAAUCACAAGUGCACAAAAAGCUGCCUAAGUAUGGUUCCCAAUCAGAGACAACAAGCAACAGCUGAUUGUCGUUGCCUCUGAUUGAGAACCACCCCGGCCAACAUAGAAACACAUAACCUAGAACAGAACAUAGGAAACGAAACAUAGACACUACACAAAGAAACUAACACCCUGGCUCAACAUACAAGAGUCCCCAGAGCCAGGGCGUGACAAAAUUACCGUAAUUGUUUACAAAGUUACCAUGAAUUACCAUGAAUUGUUUACGAGGUUUAAUGUUUGAUUUGUUACAUUCAAUAAUUCAGUAAUGACUGGAAAGAAUUAUGGCAAUCAUCCUAUUUUUUUGGCCAGUAAUAAACUGUUAGCCAUUGGCUCCUAACAGCUGAGAACUGCUAGCUAACUGACAUGCACAAAAACAGUCAACAACUUCGGGAGUACAGAGCCCUAGAAAUCGGCCGAUCGCCUUCUAGUGGCAAAAGUAAGAACUGCCAAAAAUCUAAUGAAAUCAAAUUGUAUUUGUCACAUGUGCCUUACCGUGAAAUGCUUACUUACAAGCCCUUAACCAACAAUGCAGUUCAAUAAAUAGAGUUAAGAAAAUAUUUACUAAAUAAACUAAAGUAAAAAAUAAAAUAAAAAGUAACACAAUACAAUAACAAUACCGAGGCUAUAUACAGGGGGUACCGGUACCCAGUCAAUGUGCGGGGGUACAGGUUAGUCAAGGUAAUUUGUACAUGUAGGUAGGGGUAAAGUGACUAUGCAUAGAUAAUAAACAGCGAGUAGCAGCAGUGUAAAAACAAAGGGGGGUGGGGAUGUCAAUGUAAAUAGUUUGGGUGGCCAUUUGAUUAAUUGUUCAGCAGCCUUAUGGCUAGGGGGUAGAAGCUGUUAAGGAGCCUUUUGGACCUAGACUCUGGUACCGCUUGCCGUGUAGUAGCAGAGAGAACAGUCUAUGACUUGGGUGACUGGAGUCUUUCACAAUUUUUUGGGCCUUCCUCUGACAGUCAAAGAGGAGUCAAAGAGGAGAAUCAUUAUUCAGUCAAGGAAUUUUUAUAUAUAUCUUUUUUAAUAUAGGCAUACUAAGACAAAAGAAACAUGACACUGUGUAAAUGAUAACACAUUAGUGCAGGAAAUGAAGAAAUUGAUUAAAAUGCAGGAAGUGAAUGCUGGAAUUAAAACAUUAACUAUGCAAAUGAGCAAAAGCUCAAAUAGAAGCCUGUCUGUAAUAAGCGCCUAUUGUGUUCAGUGAUUUAAGCAAAUAAACGCCCAGGCUAUUAAUUGAAGUUUUACGGUACCUUAGUUUACAACACUUUCCAUUUCCCCUAAACACUUAUUAGCUGCUGUUCUCUGAAGGAGUGUUGUUUUAACCUGAGAAAUUAACUUAAGAUAAGAGUCUGUUUUUACUCAUAGAUUCUACAGUAAUCCAGGGCUUGAGUUUGAUUUCCUGAACAUGAGUAUCUCCUCAGGAGCUGAAUUCUCUUCAGUUUAGCCCCUUGAGCUCAGAAAAGUCAAGGAGGUUUAGGGUAUAAAACAACAGAGAUCCUUGAUGAAAACCUGCUCCAGAGCGCUCAGGACCUCAGACUGGGGUGAAGGUUCACCUUCCAACAGGACAACGACCCUAAGCACACAGCCAAGACAACGCAGGAGUGGCUUUGGGACAAGUCUCUGAAUGUCCUUGAGUGGCCCAGCCAGAGCCCGGACUUGAACCCAAUCGAACAUCUCUGGAGAGACCUUUAAAAUAGCUGUGCUGCAACGCUCCCCAUCCAACCUGACAGAGCUUGAGAGGAUCUGCAGAGAAGAAUGGGAGAAACUCCCCAAAUACAGGUGUGCCAAGCUUGUGGCGUCAUACCCAAGAAGACUCUAGGCUUUAAUUGCUGCCAAAGGUGCUUCAACAAAGUACUGAGUAAAGGGUCUGAAGACUUAUGUAAAUGUGAAAUUUCUGUCUUUUAUUUUCAAUAAAUUAGCAAAAAUAUUCUAAAAACCUGUUUUUGCUUUGUCAUUAUCGGGUAUUGUGUGUAGAUUGAUGAGGACUUUUAUUUAUUUAUUUGUAAUCCAUUUUAGAAUAAGGCUUUAACCUAACAUAGGCAACAUAGACAUCAUACAGAAUAUACAAUAUCGGAACAAUUAACAUAAAACAUAACACUUUGGAGUAUAGGCUCAUUACAGUGGGAACAUACAGUGAGGGAAAAAAGUAUUUGAUCCCCUGCUGAUUUUGUACGUUUGCCCACUGACAAAGACAUGAUCAGUCUAUAAUUUUAAUGGUAGGUUUAUUUGAACAGUGAGAGACAGAAUAACAACAACAAAAUCCAGAAAAAUGUAUGUCAAAAAUGUUAUAAAUUGAUUUGCAUUUUAAUGAGGGAAAUAAGUAUUUGACCCCUCUGCAAAACAUGACUUAGUACUUGGUGGCAAAACCCUUGUUGGCAAUCACAGAAGUCAGACAUUUCCUGUAGUUGGCCACCAGGUUUGCACACAUCUCAGGAGGGAUUUUGUUCCACUCCUCUUUGCAGAUCUUCUCCAAGUCAUUAAGGUUUCGAGGCUGACGUUUGGCAACUCGAACCUUCAGCUCCCUCCACAGAUUUUCUAUGGGAUAAAGGUCUGGAGACUGGCUAGACCACUCCAGGACCUUAAUGUGCUUCUUCUUGAGCCACUCCUUUGUUGCCUUGGCCGUGUGUUUUGGGUCAUUGUCAUGCUGGAAUACCCAUCCACGACCCAUUUUCAAUGCCAUGGCUGAGGGAAGGAGGUUCUCACCCAAGAUUUGAUGGUACAUGGCCCUGUCCAUCAUCCCUUUGAUGCGGUGAAGUUGUCCUGUCCCCUUAGCAGAAAAACACCCCCAAAGCAUAAUGUUUCCACCUCCAUGUUUGACGGUGGGGAUGGUGUUCUUGGGGUCAUAGGCAGCAUUCCUCCUCCUCCAAACAUGGCGAGUUGAGUUGAUGCCAAAGAGCUUGAUUUUGGUCUCAUCUGACCACAACACUUUCACCCAGUUCUCCUCUGAAUCAUUCAGAUGUUCAUUGGCAAACUUCAGAUGGCCCUGUAUAUGUGCUUUCUUGAGCAGGGGGACCUUGCGGGCGCUGCAGGAUUUCAGUCCUUCACGGCGUAGUGUGUUACCAAUUGUUUUCUUGGUGACUAUGGUCCCAGCUGCCUUGAGAUCAUUGACAAGAUCCUCCCGUGUAGUUCUGGGCUGAUUCCUCACCGUUCUCAUGAUCAUUGCAGCUCCACGAGGUGAGAUCUUGCAUGGAGCCCCAGGCCGAGGGAGAUUGACAGUUCUUUUGUGUUUCUUCCAUUUGCGAAUAAUCGCACCAACUGUUGUCACCUUCUCACCAAGCUGUUUGGUGAGGGUCUUGUAGCCCAUUCCAGCCUUGUGUAGGUCUACAAUCCUGUCCCUGACAUCCUUGGAGAGCUCUUUGGUCUUGGCCAUGGUGGAGAGUUUGGAAUCUGAUUGAUUGAUUGCUUCUGUGGACAGGUGUCUUUUAUACAGGUAACUAGCUGAGAUUUAGAAGUACUCCCUUUAAGAGUGUGCUCCUAAUCUCAGCUCGUUACCUGUAUAAAAGACACCUGGGAGCCAGAAAUCUUUCUGAUUGAGAGGGGGUCAAAUACUUAUUUCCCUCAUUAAAAUGCAAAUCAAUUUAUAACAUUUUUGACAUGCGUUCUUCUGGAUUUUGUUGUUGUUGUUGUUCUGUCUCUCACUGUUCAAAUAAACCUACCAUUAAAAUUAUAGACUGAUCAUUUCUUUGUCAGUGGGCAAAUGUAGAAAAUCAGCAGGGGAUCAAAUACUUUUUCCCCUCACUGUACAAAUUACAGACGGGGGAUAUACAGUGCCUUCAGAAAGUAUGCAUACCCCUUGACUUAUUCCACAUGUUGUUGUGUUACAGCCUGAAUUCAAAAUGUAUUAAAUAUAUAUUUUUCUCACCCAUCUACACACAAUACCCCAUAAUGACAAAGUGAAAACAUGUUUUUAGAAAUGUUUGACAAAUUAUUGAAAAUUAAAUAAAGAAAUAUCCUAUUGAUAUAAGUAUUCACACCCUACUUUGUAGAAGCAUCUUUGGCAGCGAUUACAGCUGUGAGUCUUUCUGGGUAAGUCUAUAAGAGCUUUCCACACCUGGAUUGUGCAAUAUUUGCCCAUUAUUAUUUUCGAAAUUCUUCAUGCAUGAUCAUUGCUAGACAACCAUUUUCAGGUCUUGCCAUAGAUUUUCAAGUAGAUUUAAGUCAAAACUGUAACUGCCAUUCAGAAACAUUCACUGUCUUCUUGGUAAGCAACUCCAGUGUAGAUUUGGCCUUGUGUUUUAGGUUAUUGUCAUGCUGAAAGGUGAAUUCAUCUCCCAGUGUCUGUUGUAAAGCAGACUGAACCAGGUUUUCCUCUAGGAUUUUGCCUGUGCUUAGCUCCAUUCCAUUUAUUUUUAUCCUAAAAAACUCCCCAGUCCUUAACGAUUACAAGCAUACCCAUAACAUGAUGCAGCCACCAGUAUGCUUGAUAAUAUGUUGAGUGGGACUCAGUAAUGUGUUGUAUUGGAUUUGCUCCAAACAUAAGGCUUUGUAUUCAAAAAGUUAAUUUAUUUGCCACAUUCUUUUGCAGUAUUACUUUAGUGCCUUGUUGCAAACAGGAUGCAUGUUUUGGAAUAUUUUUAUUCUGUACAGGCUAUCGUCUUUUCACUCUGUCAAUUAGGUUAGUAUUGUGGCGUAACUACAACGUUAUUGAUCCAUCCACAGUUUGCUCCUAUCACAGCGAUUAAACUCUGUAACUGUUUUAAAGUCACCAUUGGCCUCAUGGUGAAAUCCCUGAGCGGUUUCCUUCCUCUCCGGCAACUGAGUUAGGAAGGUUGCCUGUAUCUAUGUAGUGACUGGGUGCAUUGAUACACCAUCCAAAUUGUAAUUAAUAACUUCACCAUGCUCAAAGGGAUAUUCAAUGUCUGUAUUUUUUUUAACCCAUCUACCAAUAGGUGCCCUUCUUUGCGUGGCGUUGGGAAACCUCCCUGGUCUUUGUGGUUGAAUCUGUGUUUGAAAUUCAUUGCAUAACUGAGGGACCUUACAGAUAAUUGUAUGUGUGGGGUAUAGAGAAGCGGUAGUCAUUCACAAAUCAUGUUCAAUAAUAUUAUUGCACAGAGGGACUCCAUGCAAUUUAUUAUGUGACUUGUUAAGCAUAUUUUUACUCCUGAACUUAUUUAGGCUUGCCAUAAGAAAGGGGUUGCUUACUUAUUGACUCAAAACAUUUCAGCUUUUCAUUUUUAAUUAAUUUGUUAAAAAAAACAAAAACAGCAUCCACAUUGACAUAAUGGGGUAUUGUGUGUAGGCCAGUGACAAACAUCUCAAUUUAAUCCAUUUUAAAUUCAGGCUGUAACACAACAAAAUGUGGAAAAAGUCAAGGGGUGUGAAUACUUUCUGAAGGCACUGUAUCUAUAUAAGCUGAGGGAGGGAUGCUGUCUUGACGAAUAUAUACAGUGCAAAUGACAUCAUUGCUAUUGUAAGGGAUCGGGGGUUGGCUGGGUCUAGACAGAGUCUGACACUUCCCCGAUCUACAGAGAGGGGGAGUCAUCAGACUCGAUCUGGUUCACCUGAGUUCUGAGCACACCUGUCAGUAAUUAGUGUAGGAUAUAAGGUGUGCUCAGAAGUUCAGUCGGUGCGAGGUAUUGUUCCAUUGUGACUUGCUAAGCGUUUUGUUCAGAGAGAGAGUUCGUUGUUUUGAUUACCCGUGUACCUGACCUGUGCCUCGUUGUUUGACUCCCCGAAUUGCUUAAUCCUCUGCUUGUCUAUCCCAGUGAUUACCGUCCUCUGAUCCUGUGCCUGUGCCCUCGACUACGACUAGCCCGCUCCCUUGGUACCUCUGCCUGUCUCUGCCUGACCCGGUUUUGACCACAGCCCACCCGACCACGAUUAAGCUAUUCCCUUGUCUGUACUCUAAUAAAGCAUCGCUAUUCUGCGAUUGGAUCUUACCACUCUGUCCGAGUAUUCAUUACAACUAUGACAUCACCAUAUGCUUGUUUUGGGCAUUACAUUACAGAUUUUCACAAUCGCGUACAAGCACAUUUGUGAUCUGUGUUGAAAUGUAUCUGUAGCAGAACAGCUAUGUUCAACUGCACAAAUACAUUUACAGAACAUCUGAUCAUUUUCUUGCUUUAGUACCUGACUUACAUAUCUUAGAUCACCUUUUGCAAAACAUUAAAUACAAAUGUUAUCAGUGAAUACAAAUUCAGUGUUAAGUGUUUUGUUCACAGAAUAUUAACACAUUGUUUUAAUCAGAAGAGAAAGGUGUGCAAAUGUGUUCACUGUUUCGGGCAAUCAGUAAAUACUACUGCACGAAAUUCUAAGUCAUCCCAUCAGUGUCAUACCAUGUACAGCAUGGUUCCCCAACUGGCUGCCCGCACGCCGAAUCUGGCCCGCAGGUGAUUUUAUUUGGCCCCUUAAGUUAAGACUGUAAAAUCACCAGGAAACAGCUCAAAGUGAUUUUUAUUUAAUCACAUAAAUAGAAAAACAUGUGAACGUAUCCCAAUUAAUCAAGAUUUGAAAGUAUUAUGUUUUUGUCAAACACUAUAUCUGUUUGGGCUUCUUGCGGUCAAUUUGCAGUCUACAAAUGAUUUAUAAUUAUGUUCUGGCCCCAUGACCAUCCGCUGAAGAAAAAAUCGGCCCGCGACUGAAUGUAGUUGGGGACCCCUGAUGUACAAGAUAUGGAAAGAUCUAGGCAAUGGGGACUGUCUAAUUGUUUUUUUUAGUUUUUUACAAUAUGCAGAGAUGCAGUGAGUGAAGUUGGGUUACUUCUACGUAACUUCGAGUUACUCUUAAGUCAUCAUCUCCAACAUUGUUACCUUCCAUUAUAAAGCUUUGCUUUAGUGUGUGGAUGUAGGCCAAUGCAUUCAUUUCAGUUGUUUUCCUUUAUUGUAUUCACCUUUCCUUAUUUCUGUUGUGGAUUGUGUUUCUGUGCGCCAAUGGAAAGUCUACAAAACUAUGAGCAAACCAACCUUUGUAUUGAAUACAUGGAAUUGGAUUGUGAUGACAACAUUGUUCCAAAAAUGCUUGUACACGAUUGAGAAAAAACGUAAUGAUGUCUUAGUGGCAGAAUUAGCAAAGAGGAGGCUGGGUCAUAUGAUUUAUAGACCCACAAUGAUAUUGAAGCCACGCCGAGACAGACUGACUAAUUUUUUCAGCACUUUUUUUUUGGGGGGGGGGGGGGGGGGGGGGUAAGGGGGUGGUAGAAGGAUUACUUUAUCCUAUCCCAGUUAUUCCUUAAAGAGGUGGGGUUUCAAAUGUCUCCGGAAGGUGGUGAGUGACUCCGCUGUCCUGGCGUCGUGAGGGAGCUUGUUCCACCAUUGGGGUGCAAGAGCAGCGAACAGUUUUGACUGGGCUGAGCGGGAACUAUGCUUCCGCAGAGGUAGGGGAGCCAGCAGGCCAGAGGUGGAUGAACGCAAUGCCCUCGUUUGGGUGUAGGGACUGAUCAGAGCCUGAAGGUACGGAGGUGCCGUUCCCCUCACAGCUCCGUAGGCAAGCACCAUGGUCUUGUAGCAGAUGCGAGCUUCAAUUGGAAGCCAGUGGAGUGUGCGGAGGAGCGGGGUGACGUGAGAGAACUUGGGAAGGUUGAACACCAGACGGGCUGCGGCAUUCUGGAUGAGUUGUAGGGGUUUAAUGGCACAGGCAGGGAGCCCAGCCAACAGCGAGUUGCAGUAAUCCAGACGGGAGAUGACAAGUGCCUGGAUUAGGACCUGUGCCGCUUCCUGUGUAAGGCAGGGUCGUACUCUCCGAAUGUUGUAGAGCAUGAACCUACAGGAUCGGGUCACCGCCUUGAUGUUAGCGGAGAACGACAGGGUGUUGUCCAGGGUCACGCCAAGGCUCUUCGUACUCUGGGAGGAGGACACAACGGAGUUGUCAACCGUGAUAGCGAGAUCAUGGAACGGGCAGUCCUUCCCCGGGAGGAAGAGCAGCUCCGUCUUGCCAAGGUUCAGCUUGAGGUGGUGAUCCGUCAUCCACACUGAUAUGUCUGCCAGACAUGCAGAGAUGCGAUUCGCCACCUGGUUAUCAGAAGGGGGAAAGGAGAAAAUUAGUUCUGUGUCGUCUGCGUAGCAAUGAUAGAAGAGGCCAUGUGAGGAUAUGACAGAGCCAAGUGACUUGGUGUAUAGCGAGAAUAGGAGAGGGCCUAGAACUGAGCCCUGGGGGACACCAGUGGUGAGAGCACGUGGUGCGGAGACAGCUUCUCGCCACGCCACUUGGUAGGAGCGACCGGUCAGGUAGGACGCAAUCCAAGAGUGAGCCGCGCCGGAGAUGCCCAGCUCGGAGAGGGUGGAGAGGAGGAUCUGAUGGUUCACAGUAUCAAAGGCAGCAUACAGGUCUAGAAGGACAAGAGCAGAGGAGAGAGAGUUAGCUUUAGCAGUGCGGAGAGCCUCCGUGACACAGAGAAGAGCAGUCUCAGUUGAAUGACCAGUCUUGAAACCUGACUGGUUUGGAUCAAGAAGGUCAUUCUGAGAGAGAUAGCAAGAGAGUUGGCUAAAGACGGCACGCUCAAGAGUUUUGGAGAGAAAAGAAAGAAGGGAUACUGGUCUGUAGUUGUUGACAUCAGAGGGAUCGAGUGUUGGUUUUUUGAGAAGGGGUGCAACUCUCGCUCUCUUGAAGACGGAAGGGACAUAGCCAGCAGUCAAGGAUGAGUUGAUCAGCGAGGUGAGGUAAGGGAGAAGGUCACCGGAGAUGGUCUGGAGAAGAGAGGAGGGGAUAGGGUCAAGCGGGCAGGUUGUUGGGCGGCCGGCCGUCACAAGUCGCAAGAUUUUAUCUGGAGAGAGAGGGGAGAAAGAAGUCAAAGCAUAGGGUAGGGCAGUGUGAGCAGGACCAGCAGUGUCAUUUGACUUAACAAACGAGGAUCGGAUGUCGUCAACCUUCUUUUCAAAAUGGUUGACAAAGUCAUCCACAGAGAGGGGGGGGGGAGGAUUCAGCAGGGAGGAGAAGGUGGCAAAGAGCUUCCGUGGGUUAGAGGCAGAUGCUUGGAAUUUAGAAUGGUAGAAAGUGGCCUUAGCAGCAGAAACAGAUGAAGAAAAUGUAGAGAGGAGGGAGUGAAAAGAUGCCAGGUCCGCAGGGAGUCUAGUUUUCCUCCAUUUCCCCUCGGAUGCCCGGAGCCCUGUUCUGUGAGCUCGCAAUGAGUCAUCAAGCCACGGAGCUGGAGGGGAGGACCGAGCCGGCCGGGAGGAUAGGGGACAUAGAGAGUCAAAGGGUGCAGAAAGGGAGGAGAGGAGGGUUGAGGAGGCAGAAUCAGGAGAUUGGAGGGAGAAGGAUUGAGCAGAGGGAAGAGAUGAUAGGAUGGAAGAGGAGAGAGUAGCGGGAGAGAGAGAGCGAAGGUUGCGACGGCGCAUUACCAUCUGAGUAGGGGCAGAGUGAGUACUGUUGGAGGAGAGCGAGAGAGAAAAGGAUACAAAGUAGUGGUCGGAGACAUGGAGGGGAGUUGCAGUGAGAUUAGUAGAAGAACAGCAUCUAGUAAAGAUGAGGUCAAGCGUAUUGCCUGCCUUGUGAGUAGGGGGGGACGGUGAGAGGGUGAGGUCAAAAGAGGAGAGGAGUAGAAAGAAGGAGGCAGAGAGAAAUUAGUCAAAGGUAGAUGUAGGGAGGUUGAAGUCCCCCAGAACUGUGAGGGGUGAGCCAUCCUCAGGAAAGGAACUUAUCAAGGCGUCAAGCUCAUUGAUGAACUCUCCAAGGGAACCUGGAGGGCGAUAAAUGACAAGGAUGUUAAGCUUAAAUGGGCUAGUGACUGUGACAGCAUGGAAUUCAAAUGAGGAGAUAGACAGAUGGGUCAGGGGAAAAAUUGAGAAUGUCCACUUGGGAGAGAUGAGGAUUCCUGUGCCACCACCCCGCUGACCAGAUGUUCUCGGGGUAUGCGAGAACACAUGGUCAGACGAGGAGAGAGCAGUAGGAGUAGCAGUGUUUUCAGUGGUACAUACAGCAGGCAAACACCAAUCAUGCACAGUGAAAGCACAUAUAGCACACUUAGACAGGAAAUUACUAUCCUUAGCUUGACUUGGUAAUAUGCAAGUUUUCUGAUGAAAGCUCUGAGCUAUUUUGAUGUAAAAUCUUGUUGUGUGAUGUUAUGUUAAGUGAAUAGGCUCUAUUUGUUAGGUGGGGUGGUUUGUGAUGGAAGUGGACUGGUCCAUGGGUAGUUGGCUGCUGUUGUGUGUUUGGAGUGGUUUGUUUGGACUGUUUUGCUGUUUUCAACUGAGUUGAUAGCCCAUCUCCUGUCGUCCCCAGGCUGAGGUGAACGGGGACAUUCCUGCAGCCGAGGGACCAUCAGAGAGCGACAGUGGCGCGGAGAUGACCAAUGAGAACAGCCCGCUCACCGCCGCCGAGCCGCCCUCCCCCUUCAGCCCCAAGCAGAACGGAGACGCUGCCUCACCUGCAGGUCAGGAACACAAACAACACUGAUAGUAGCAAACAUGCAUGGCAGCAAGACUGGAAAGGGACAUUUCAAAUAUUUUGAGCUCUCCAGUUGGUUUACAGUAGUGCUAAGCGAUUAACAGAAAUGUAGGUUAUUUUUCGGUUUUCAAACAACUACUGUAAUUGACCUGACAUCAGUUCAAUUAUUUGAAUUCUAUUUAGUUUGUUUUUUGUCUGAGCUCAAUGCACACAUUGCGCAGUUUCUCUAGAGAUAAAUCAGAUCAAGCCUGAACUGUGCAAUGUAGUAGGGAGUUGUAGUUUCCAACAGGCCAAUAUUCUACAUAGUUUAGGUAGAAAAUGUGGUAGUUAACCAUUACAGUCUAAACCCUGACUAAACCGGGGGAGGGGGAGUUCUACUAAGCUAUAUGGAAUUGUUUUAAGAAGGUCAUACCAAGGAUCAUUUUGCUAUUUUAUUUAGAAUUUUAAGACCACUUGAAGUAUCAGAAAAAUAUAUUUACAAAUUAUUUGAUGAAACAUUUUAUUUGGCCUUACUGCUAUUAGCCCAUAAAAAUGCAUUGAAUAACAGAUAGUCCCCCCAAAAAAAUCUAAAGGAAGUUUGUUCUGAAGUGUCUGUCCUAGUUCUGAGAGAUAUAAGCAAGAUCAGGAAAUAUUUUCUAUACAUGUAAUUAACCCCUUGUUUUUGGCACUAAACAGUCAAAGCCCUGUCUAAGCCGGGGGGGUUUACUAAGCUAUAUGGAAUUGUUUUAAGAACGUCAUACCAAGGAUCAUUUUGCUAUUUGUUUUUGAAUUUUAAGACCCCUUGAAGUAUAAAAAAAUGUAUAUAAAAAAAAAAAAAAAUAUGAAGAAAAAAAUGGGGGCAUUACUGCUAUUAGCCCAUACAAACGCAUUGAAUAACAGAUUCACUACAUGGAACAACAGAUAGUCCCCCCCAAAAAAAAUUCUAAAGGAAGUUUGUUCUGAAGUGUUUGUCCUAUAUCUGAGAGACAUAAGAAAGAUCAGGAAACAUUUGUUAUUUGUUUUUACAUGUAUUUAACCCCUUAUUUUUGGCACUAAACACUCUCCAUAUACAGUUGAAGUCGGAAGUUUACAUACACCUUAGCCAAAAACAUUUAAACUCAGUUUUUCACAAUUCCAGACAUUUAAUCCUAGUAAACAUUCCCUGUCUUAGGUCAAUUAGGAUCACCACUUUAUUUUAAGAAUGUGAAAUGUCAGAAUAAUAGUAAGAGAGAAUUAUUUAUUUAAGCUUUUAUUUAUUUCAUCACAUUCCCAGUGGGUCAGAAGUUUACAUACACUCAAUUAGUAUUUGGUAGCAUUUCCUUUAAAUUGUUUAACUUGGGUCAAACGUUUUGGGUAGCCUUCCACAAGCUUCCCACAGUAAGUUGGGUGAAUUUUGGCCCAUUCCUCCUGACAGAGCUGGUGUAACUGAGUCAGGUUUGUAGGUCUCCUUGCUCGCACACACCUUUUCAGUUCUGCCCACACAUUUUCUAUAGGAUUGAGGUCAGGGCUUUGUGAUGGCCACUCCAAUACCUUGACUUUGUUGUCCUUAAGCCAUUUUGCCACAACUUUGGAAGUAUGCUUGGGGUCAUUGUCCAUUUGGAAGACCCAUUUGCGACCAAGCUUUAACUUCCUGACUGAUGUCUUGAGAUGUUGCUUCCUCAUGAUGCCAUCUAUUUUGUGAAGUGCACAAGGCCCUCCUGCAGCAAAGCACCCCCACAGCAUGAUGCUGCCACCCCCGUGCUUCACGGUUGGGAUGGUGUUCUUCGACUUGCAAGGGACCCCCUUUUUCCUCCAAACAUAACGAUGGUCAUUGUGGCCAAACAGUUCUAUUUGUGUUUCAUCAGACCAGAGGACAUUUCUCCAAAAAGUACGAUCUUUGUCCCCAUGUGCAGUUACAAACCGUAGUCUGGCUUUUUUAUGGCGGUUUUGGAGCAGUGGCUUCUUCCUUGCUGAGUGGCCUUUCAGGUUAUGUCGAUAUAGGACUUAUUUUACUGUGGAUAUAGAUACUUUUGUACCUGUUUCCUCCAGCAUCUUCACAAGGUCCUUUGCUGUUGUUCUGGGAUUGAUUUGCACUUUUCGCACCAAAGUACGUUCAUCUCUAGGAGACAGAAUGCGUCUCCUUCCUGAGCGGUAUGACGGCUGCGUGGUCCCAUGGUGUUUAUACUUGCGUACUAUUGUUUGUACAGAUGAACGUGGUACCUUCAGGCGUUUGGAAAUUGCUCCCAAGGAUGAACCAGACUUGUGGAGGUCUACGAUUUUUUUUCUGAGGUCUUCUGAGGUCUGAUUGAUUGAUUGAUUGCUUCUGUGGACAGGUGUCUUUUAUACAGGUAACAAGCUGAGAUUAGGAGCACUCCUUUUAAGAGUGUGCUCCUAAUCUCAGCUCGUUACCUGUAUAAAAGACACCUGGGAGCCAGAAAUCUUUCUGAUUGAGAGGGGGUCAACUACUUAUUUCCCUCAUUAAAAUGCAAAUCAAUUUAUAACAUUUUUGACAUGCGUUUUUCUGGAUUUUUUUGUUGUUAUUCUGUCUCUCACUGUUCAAAUAAACCUACCAUUAAAAUUAUAGACUGAUCAUGUAUUUGUCAGUGGGCAAACAUACAAAAUCAGCAGGGGAUCAAAUACUUUUUUCCCUCACUGUAUCUUAGUCCAUGCCGCUUUGUCAUUGCUUGUCCAUAUAUGUACAGUGGGGAGAACAAGUAUUUGAUACACUGCCGAUUUUGCAGGUUUAGAAAAUCACAUUGUAUGAUUUUUAAGUAAUUAAUUUGCAUUUUAUUGCAUGACAUAAGUAUUUGAUCACCUACCAACCAGUAAGAAUUCCGGCUCUCACAGACCUGUUAGUUUUUCUUUAAGAAGCCCUCCUAUUCUCCACUCAUUACCUGUAUUAACUGCACCUGUUUGAACUCAUUACCUGUAUAAAAGACACCUGUCCACACACUCAAUCAAACAGACUCCAACCUCUCCACAAUGGCCAAGACUAGAGAGCUGUGUAAGGACAUCAGGGAUAAAAUUGUAGACCUGCACAAGGCUGGGAUGGGCUACAGGACAAUAGGCAAGCAGCUUGGUGAGAAGGCAACAACUGUUGGCGCAAUUAUUAGAAAAUGGAAGAAGUUCAAGAUGACGGUCAAUCACCCUCGGUCUGGGGCUCCAUGCAAGAUCUCACCUUGUGGGGCAUCAAUGAUCAUGAGGAAGGUGAGGGAUCAGCUCAGAACUACACGGCAGGACCUGGUCAAUGAUCUGAAGAGAGCUGGGACCACAGUCUCAAAGAAAACCAUUAGUAACACACUAUGCCGUCAUGGAUUAAAAUCCUGCAGCGCACGCAAGGUCCCCCUGCUCAAGCCAGCGCAUGUCCAGGCCCGUCUGAAGUUUGCCAAUGACCAUCUGGAUGAUCCAGAGGAGGAAUGGGAGAAGGUCAUGUGGUCUGAUGAGACAAAAAUAGAGCUUUUUGGUCUAAACUCCACUUGCCGUGUUUGGAGGAAGAAGAAGGAUGAGUACAACCCCAAGAACACCAUCCCAACCGUGAAGCAUGGAGGUGGAAACAUCAUUCUUUGGGGAUGCUUUUCUGCAAAGGGGACAGGACGACUGCACCUUAUUGAGGGGAGGAUGGAUGGGGCCAUGUAUCGCGAGAUCUUGGCCAACAACCUCCUUCCCUCAGUAAGAGCAUUGAAGAUGGGUCGUGGCUGGGUCUUCCAGCAUGACAACGACCCGAAACACACAGCCAGGGCAACUAAGGAGUGGCUCCGUAAGAAGCAUCUUAAGGUCCUGGAGUGGCCUAGCCAGUCUCCAGACCUGAACCCAAUAGAAAAUCUUUGGAGGGAGCUGAAAGUCCGUAUUGCCCAGCGACAGCCCCGAAACCUGAAGGAUCUGGAGAAGGUCUGUAUGGAGGAGUGGGCCAAAAUCCCUGCUGCAGUGUGUGCAAACCUGGUCAAGACCUACAGGAAAUGUAUGAUCUCUGUAAUUGCAAACAAAGGUUUCUGUACCAAAUAUUAAGUUCUGCUUUUCUGAUGUAUCAAAUACUUAUGUCAUGCAAUAAAAUCAAAAAUAAUUACUUAAAAAUCAUACAAUGUGAUUUUCUGGAUUUUUGUUUUAGAUUCCGUCUCUCACAGUUGAAGCGUACCUAUGAUAAAAAUGACAGACCUCUACAUUCUUUGUAAGUAGGAAAACCUGCAAAAUCGGCAGUGUAUAAAAUACUUGUUCUCCCCACUGUAUAUAUUCUUCAAUUCCAUUCCUUACUUAGAUUUGUGUGUAUUGGGUAUAUGUUGUGAAAUUGGUAGAUAUUACUUGUUAGAUGUUACUGCACUGUCGGAGCUAGAAGCACAAGCAUUUCGCUACACCCGCAAUAACAUCUGCUAAACACGUGUAUGUGACAAAUAAAAUUUGAUUUGAUUUGAAACCAUCUCAAUUUGGUUGAGGUCGCGGGAGGCCAGGUCAUCUGAUGCAGCACUCCAUCACUCUCCUUCUUGGUAAAAUAGCCCUUACACAGCCUGGAGGUGUGUUGAGUCAUUGUCCUGUUGAAAAACAAAUGAUAGUCCCACUAAGCCCAAACCAGAUGGGAUGGCUUAUCACUGCAGAAUGCUGUGGUAGCCAUGCUGGUUAAGUGUGCUUUGAAUUCUAAAUAAAUCACAGACAGCGUCACCACCAAAGCAACCCCACACCAUAACACCUCCUCCUCCAUGCUUUAUGGUGGGAAAUACAUAUGCGGAGAUCAUCCGUUCACCCACACCGCGUCUCACAAAGACACAGCGGUUGGAACCAAAAAUCUCAAAUUUGGACUCCAGACCAAAGGACAGAUUUCCACCGGUCUAAUGUCCAUUGCAAGUCUCUUCUUCUUAUUGGUGUCCUUUAGCAGUGUCCUCUGAACAGUUGAUUUUGAGAUGUGUCUGUUACUUGAAUUUGUGAAGCAUUUAUUUGGGCUGCAAUUUCUGAGGCUGGUAACUCUAAUGAACUUAUCCUCUGCAGCAGAGUUAACUUUGGGUCUUCCAUUCCUGUGGCGGUCCUCAUGAGAGCCAGUUUCAUCAUAGCGCUUGAUGGUUUUUGUGACUGCACUUGAAGAAACGUUCAAAGUUCUUGAAAUGUUCAGUAUUGACUGACCUUCAUGUCUUAAAGUAAUGAUGGACUGUCGUUUCUCUUUGCUUAUUUGAGCUGUUCUUGCCAUAAUAUGGACCUUGUCACAACACAACUGAUUGGCUGUUUUCAUAAGUCACCAUCCUUACCCUGUCCCUCAUCAAUCAAUCAAUCAAUUUUAUUUUAUAUAGCCCUUCUUACAUCAGCUAAUAUCUCGAAGUGCUGUACAGAAACCCAGCCUAAAACCCCAAACAGCUAGUAAUGCAGGUGUAGAAGCACGGUGGCUAGGAAAAACUCCCUAGAAAGGCGAAAACCUAGGAAGAAACCUAGAGAGGAACCAGGCUAUGAGGGGUGGCCAGUCCUCUUCUGGCUGUGCCGGGUGAAGAUUAUAACAGAACCAUGCCAAGAUGUUCAAAAAUGUUCAUAAGUGACAAGCAUGGUCAAAUAAUAAUCAUGUCUCUCCCCAUCCUUCUCUUUCUCGCUCUCUCUCUUACCCUCUCUCUCUCCAGACUCAGAUGUGAACCAGUUGUCUGGGAGCAGGAAGAGAACCAGGAAGAGGUCAUCUGAGGAGGAGGAGUGCAUCUGGGACGCCUCCUAUAGUGAGGUGAGUAUUCACACUACAUAGACACCCACAUACACACACACAUGCACGCAGACGGUUUACUUUACGGCAUACAUAGAUACACACAUUUAGAUACAUACUCAUACUUAGAUACACACACACACACACACACACACACACACACACACACACACACACACACACACACACACACACACACACACACACAAAUGAAUGCUAUCUCUCUCUGACACACACAGACACAUGCACUGCCCAACUCUCUACUCCCCCAGACUCUGCACAUUGUGCUGCAGUUUCUCUAGAGAUAAAUCAGAUCAUGCCCGAACUGUGCAAUGUAGUAGGGAGUUGUAGUUUCCAACAGGCCAAUGUUCUACAUAGUUUAGCGCAGAAAACAUGAUACUGAACUACAAUGACCAUAAUCCAUUGCGCGGCUACUUUUCUGGUCUGUGUUUCUUUUACGCCUGCUAUGUAAGAGACAGAAGAAUGUGGGAUCAAGAGGGGAUACAUAGAGAGCAGUUGCUCAAUGUACACUAUAUAUACAAAAGUAAGUGGACACAACAGGAGGUUGGUGGCACCUUAAUUGGGAAGAACGGGCUUGUGGAAAUGACUGGAGCGGAAUAGGUGGAUUGGUAUAAAAUACAUCAAACACAUGGUUUCCAGGUGUUUGAGGCCAUUCCAUUAGCUCCAUUCCGGCCAUUAUUAUCAGCAUCCUCCUGUGGUGGACACCCCUUCAAAUUAGUAGAUUCUGCUAUUUCAGCCACACCCGUUGCUGACAGGUAUAUAAAAUCGAGCACACAGCCAUACAAUCUCCAUAGACAAACAUUUACAGUAGAAUGGCCUUACUGAAGAGCUCAGUGACUUUCAACGUGGCAUCUUUCCAACAGUUCGUGAAAUUUCUGCCCUGCAAGAGCUGCCCCGGUAAUUGCUGUUAUUGUGAUGUUAAAACGUCUAGGAGCAACAACGGCUCAGCCGCGAAGUGGCUUCACCAUCUGACAGUCCAACAGACAAGUCUGGGUUUGGCGGAUGCCAGGAGAACGCUACCUGCCCAAAUGUAUAGUGCUUAAUGCGACAAUCCUAACAGUAGAACCAGUUAGUCUGCUUUGAUGCCCAUCUCAUCAACAAAACCUGAACGGUGAUGGUGUUUUCUCUCGUAGCCAGACACUGUAUGCCAUAGAAUUAGGAAUUAGAAUACUGGAAUGGACAUUAACCUUCUUAUGAUGGUCCAAAUGUCAGCCAGGUUGGGCAGGGAGUUGGUCAACCAUGGUUUACCAGUGCUGUGUCUUCUCUACAGCAGAAGGCCAAGGUAGCAGGGGUGGGGGGCUCGGAGUCUGGCUCGGGUCUGAGACAGAGACCCUCUCCCAGGACCAUCUUCCAGGCCGGUCUGCUGGCCCCUCACACCAAACCACGCAGCCGCGAGCAGAGAAGGGGAGGACGCCAGAGCAAGCUGGAGCACCGCAGCAGCCCUCUGGUGAGGACACACACACACUGCAUGAGGACACACGCCAUUCAGAGUAGACUGAAUAUGCAACAACUUAAUGAACAGACACUAUACAUCCCAGGGCUCCCAUCUGUCAAAAUAUUCAGCUCUGAUGUUUUAUGUACUCACAAAGAAACACAAAUCCACCUCUGAAUCAUUUCUGAUUUCAUAAAAAUGUAACACCCCCACAGAAAUGAAUUACUCUGUUCUAACAGUACCUCAGACAUGAUUUGAUAUAAAGAAAUGUGUCAAUCCUGUCAGUGAUGACAUGACUAGGUAGUCAUACUCCUGGCAGUCACUCUGAACCAUGGCAACAUCCUUACAACUAACACAACUAACAUAGAGUAGGACAUGAUAGGACAUAACAUGUGGCUGGAGGAAUGUAGCUCUGUUUGUCUUAUGUCAGUUCUCUGAAAAAGAAAAAAAACUCUGAAACAGUCACACACACACGCACGCUUCUCACGCUCAAACAGGAGAUAUGAGGAGGAGAAACCAAACUGUUGGAGACACACACACACACACACACAGCAACCAUAAGGGCUGCCUUUGUGAGAAACGCUGUGGCCUGGAAGGAGUAUUUGUAUAUGUAUUUAUUAGGGAUCCCAUUAGCUGCUUCCAAGGGUCCAAACAUAUUAAAGCACUUACAUUACAUAUAAAACAAAAGAUAAAACAGUACAUCAUAUAACAUUAUUACACCACUACAUAUCUACAAUACAAAAUGUUUAAUGCCACCAUACAACAAUAUCACAAUGUGUGCGUAUGCAUGUGUCUGUACCUUUGUGUGUGUCUCUUCACGUUCCCCUUUGUUCCAUAAGGUGUAUUUUUAUCUGAUUUUUAAAUCUGAUUUUACUGCUUGCAUGAGUUACUUGAUGUGGAAUAAAGUUCCAUGUAGUCAUGGCUCUAUGUAGUACUGUGCACCUCCCAUAGUCUGUUCUGGACUUGGGGACUGUGAAGAGACCUCUGGUGGCAUGUCUUGUGGGGUAAGCAUGGGAGUCCGAGCUGUGUGUUAGUAUUUUAAACAGACAGCUCGGUACAUUCAGCUUGUCAACACCUCUUACAAAAACAAGUAGUGAUGAAGUCAAUCUCUCUUCCACUUUGAGCCAUGGGAGAUUGACAUGCAUGUCAUUAAUGUUAGCUCUCCGUGUACUUUUAAAGGCCAGCCGUGCUGCCCUGUUCUGAGCCAACUGCAAUUUUCCAAAGUCCCUCUUUGUGGCACCUGACCACACUACUGAACAGUAGUCUAGGUGCAACAAAACUAGGGCCUGUAGGACCAGCCUUGUUGAUAGUGUUGUUAAGAAGGCAGAGCAGCACUUUAUUAUGGACAGACUUCUCCCAAUCUUAUCUACUGUUGUAUCAAUAUGUUUUGACCAGAGUCCAGGGUUACUCCAAGCAGUUUAGUCACCUCAACUUGCUCAAUUUCCACAUUAUUCAUUACGAGAUGUAGUUGAGGUUUAGGGUUUAGUGAAUGAUUUGUCGCAAAUACAAUGCUUUUAGUUUUGGAAAUAUUUACGACUAACUUAUUCCUUGCUACCCAUUCUGAAACUAACUGCAGUUCUUUGUUAAGUGUUGCAGUUAUUUCAAUUGCUGUAGUAGCUGACGUGUAUAGUGUUGAGUCAUCUGCAUACAUAGACACAUUACUCAAAGCCAGUGGCAUGUCAUUAGUAAAGAUGGAAAAAAGUAAGGGGCCUAGACAGCUACCCUGGGGAAUUCCUGAUUCUACCUGGAUUAUGUUUGCGAGGCUUCCAUUAAAGAACACACUCUGUGUUCUGUUAGACAAGUAACUCUUUAUCCACAUCAUAGCAGGGGGUGUAAAGCCAUAACACAUACGUUUUUCCAGCAGCAGACUAUGAUCGAAAAUGUCAAAAGCUGCACUGAAGUCUAACAAGACAGCCCCACAAUCAUUUUAUCAAUACUUUCUCUCAGCCAAUCAUCAGUUAUUUGUGUAAAUGCUGUGCUUGUUGAGUGUCCUUCCCUAUAAGCGUGCUGAAAGUCUGUUGUCAGUUUGUUUACUGUGAAAUAGCAUUGUAUCUGGUCAAACACCAGCUUUUCCAGAGGUUUACUAAGGGUGAUGUAAAGAAUGGUGGUCUAUACAGUCGUGGUCAAAAGUUUUGAGAAUGACACAAAUACUAAUUUUCAAAAAGUCUGCUGCCUCAGUUUUGAUGAUGUCAAUUUGCAUAUACUCCAGAAUGUCAUGAAGAGUGAUCAGAUGAAUUGCAAUUAAUUGCAAAGUCCCUCUUUGCCAUGAAAAUGAACUUAAUCCAAAAAAAAAACAUUUCCACUGCAUUUCAGCCCUGCCACAAAAGGACCAGCUGCCAUCAUGUCAGUGAUUCUCUCGUUAACAAAGGUGAGAGUGUUGACGAGGACAAGGCUGGAGAUCACUCUGUCAUGCUGAUUGAGUUAGAAUAACAGACUGGAAGCCUUAAAAGGAGGGUGGUGCUUGAAAUCAUUGUUCUUCCUCUGUUAACCAUGGUUACCUGCAAGGAAACACGUGCCGUCAUCAUUGCUUUGCACAAAAAGGGCUUCACAGGCAAGGAUAUUGCUGCUAGUAAGAUUGCACCUAAAUCAACAAUUUAUCGGAUCAUCAAGAACUUCAAGGAGAGAGGUUCAAUUGUUGUGAAGAAGGCAUCAGGGCACCCAAAAAAGACCAGCAAGCGCCAGGACCAUCUCCUAAAGUUGAUUCAGCUGCGGGAUCGGGGCACCACCAGUGCAGAGCUUGCUCAGGAAUGGCAGCAGGCACGUGUGAGUGCAUCUGCACGCACAGUGAGGCGAAUACUUUUGGAGGAUGGCCUGGUGUCAAGAAGGGCAGCAAAGAAGCCACUUCUCUCCAGGAAAAACAUCAGUCAGCAAAAGGUACAGGGAUUGGACUGCUGAGGACUGGGGUAAAGUCAUUUUCUCUGAUGAAUCCCCUUUCCGAUUGUUUGGGGCAUUCGGAAAACACCUUGUCCGGAGAAGACAAGGUGAGCGCUACCAUCAGUCCUGUGUCAUGCCAACAGUAAAGCAUCCUGAGACCAUUCAUGUGUGGGGUUGCUUCUCAGCCAAGGGAGUGGGCUCACUCACAAUUUUGCCUAAGAACACAGCCAUGAAUGGAAAAUGUAUGCACUCACUAACUGUAAGUCGCUCUGGAUAAGAGCGUCUGCUAAAAUGACUAAAAUGUUUUUAAAAAAUGAAUAAAGAAUGGUACCAACACAUCCUCCGAGAGCAACUUCUCCCAACCAUCCAAGAACAGUUUGGUGAUGACCAAUGCCUUUUCCAGCAUGAUGGAGCACCUUGCCAUAAGGCAAAAGUGAUAACUAAGUGGCUCGGGGAACAAAACAUCUACAUUUUGGGUCCAUGGCCAGGAAACUCCCCAGACCUUAAUCCCAUUGAGAACUUGUGGUCAAUCCUCAAGAGGCGGGUGGACAAACAAAAACCCACAAAUUCUGACAAACUCUAAGCAUUGAUUAUGCAAGAAUGAGCUGCCAUCAGUCAGGAUGUGGCCCAGAAGUUAAUUGACAGCAUGCCAGGGCAGAUUGCAGAGGUCUUGAAAAAGAAGGGUAAACACUGCAAAUAUUGACUCUUUGCAUAAACGUAAUGUAAUUGUCAAUAAAAGCCUUUGACACUUAUGGAAUGCUUGUAAUUAUACUUCAGUAUACCAUAGUAACAUCUGACAAAAAUAUCUCAUAACACAAUACUUGUGUCAUUCUCAAAACUUCUGACCACGUCUGUAUUAGUCCCAGCCUUUGGAACUUUGGUUUUCCUAGAUAUGGCUACUACAUUGUGAUCACUACAUCCUAUGGAUUUGGAUACUGCUUUGAAGCAAAUUUCUGCAGCAUUAGUAAAGAUGUGAUCAAUACAUGUUGAUGAUUUCAUUCCUGUGCUGUUUGUAAAUACCCUGGUAGGUUGACUGACAACCUGAACCAGGUUGCAGGCACUGGUUACAGUUUAAAAAAAAUCUUGAGUGGGCAGGUUGAUGAGAGCCAGUCAAUAUUUAAAUCACCCAGAAAACAUACUUAUCUGUUGAUAUUACUUACAUUAUCAAGCAUUUCACACAUAUUAUCCAGAUACUGACUGUUAGCACUUGGUGGUCUAUAGCAGCUUCCCACAAGAAUGGGCUUUAGGUGAGGCAGAUGAACCUGUAGCCAUAUUACUUCAACAGUAUUUAACAUUAGAUCGUCUCUAAGCUUUAGAAAAACAAUAAACCGUGGUCUCUCGUUCAGCGUUCAACAACAAACAACAUACAUCACGCUCAGAUGACGUGGUCUGGCUGAAGGAGGUAAUAGCUACAGUGAGGGAAAAAAGUAUUUGAUCCCCUGCUGAUUAUGUAUGUUUGCCCACUGACAAAGACAUGAUCAGCCUAUAAUUUUAAUGGUAGGUUUAUUUGAACAGUGAGAGACAGAAUAACAACAAAAAAAUCCAGAAAGACGCACGUUAUAAAUUGAUUUGCAUUAUAAUGAGGGAAAUAAGUAUUUGAUCCCUCUGCAAAACUUGACUUAGUACUUGGUGGCAAAACCCUUGUUGGCAAUCACAGAGGUCAGACGUUUCUUGUAGUUGGCCACCAGGUUUGCACACAUCUCAGGAGGGAUUUUGUCCCACUCCUCUUUGCAGAUCUUCUCCAAGUCAUUAAGGUUUCGAGGCUGACGUUUGGCAACUCGAACCUUCAGCUCCCUCCACAUAUUUUCUAUGGGAUUAAGGUCUGGAGACUGGCUAGGCCACUCCAGGACCUUAAUGUGCUUCUUCUUGAGCCACUCCUUUGUUGCCUUGGCCGUGUGUUUUGGGUCAUUGUCAUGCUGGAAUACCCAUCCACGACCCAUUUUCAAUGCCCUGUCUGAGGGAAGGAGGUUCUCACCCAAGAUUUGACGGUACAUGGCCCCGCCCAUCGUACCUUUGAUGCGGUGAAGUUGUCCUGUCCCCUUAGCAGGAAAACACCCCCAAAGCAUAAUGUUUCAACCUCCAUGUUUGACGGUGGGGAUGGGGUUCUUGGGGUCAUAGGCAGCAUUCCUCCUCCUCCAAACACGGCGAGUUGAGUUGAUGCCAAAGAGCUCGAUUUUGGUCUCAUAUGACCACAACACUUUCACCCAGUUCUCCUCUGAAUCAUUCAGAUGUUCAUUGGCAAACUUCAGACGGGCCUGUAUAUGUGCUUUCUUGAGCAGGGGGACCUUGCGGGCGCUGCAGGAUUUCAGUCCUUCACGGCGUAUGUGUGUUACCAAUUGUUUUCUUGGUGACUAUGGUCCCAGCUGCCUUGAGAUCAUUGACAAGAUCCUCCCAUGUAGUUCUGGGCUGAUUCCUCACCGUUCUCAUGAUCAUUGUAACUCCACGAGGUGAGAUCUUGCAUGGAGCCCCAGGCCGAGGGAGAUUGACAGUUCUUUUGUGUUUCUUCCAUUUGCGAAUAAUCACACCAACUGUUGUCACCUUCUCACCAAGCUGCUUGGCAAAGGUCUUGUAGCCCAUUCCAGCCUUGUGUAGGUCUACAAUCUUGUCAUGGUGGGGAGUUUGGAAUCUGAUUGAUUGAUUGCUUCUGUGGACAGGUGUCUUUUAUACAGGUAACAAGCAGAGAUUAGGAGCACUCCCUUUAAGAGUGUGCUCCUAAUCUGAGCUCGUUACCUGUAUAAAAGACACCUGGGAGCCAGAAAUCUUUCUGAUUGAGACGGGGUCAAAUACUUAUUUCCCUCAUUAAAAUGCAAAUCAAUUUAUAACAUUUUUGACAUGCGUUUUUCUGGAUUUUUGUUGUUGUUAUUCUGUCUCUCACUGUUCAAAUAAACCUACCAUUAAAAUGAUAGACUGAUCAUUUCUUUGUCAGUGGGCAAACGUACAAAACCAGCAGGGGAUCAUAUACUUUUUUCCCUCACUGUAUGCCAACUGGUUUCAGGACCUCUGGGACAAAGGGGAGUGACAGUCAGUGUUCAAUUGGAUCCUCGUCGUUUAUUUUCUGAAGUCUCUUCUUUCCAGCGUGAGCCAGCUAAAACAUGCUUGUCUGCAGUUCAUCAUGUGAUGAGAAAGUGCUCGGCAUCUCCGCUUCGUGACUGCGCUGACAACGUUCAACGCCUCUCUUUAUCUCUCUCUUUCCCUCUCUCUUUCACUCUGUCUCCCUCUUGUGCUCUCUCUCUCUUUCACUCUCUUUGUCCCCAACUUUCGACCUGUCUCUCCCCCUCUCUGUCUCUCACUCUCUUGCACUCUCUCUUCACCUCUCUCUCUUCCUCUCCCUCUGUCUCUCUCUCUCACCUCUCUCUCAUACCCUGUGUCUCUCUGUCAGUCUGAAGUACCUGUGUAAGGGUUGCAUUAUUUCAGUUACCAGUGAGAUUGUUAAUUACAUCAGAAAGAGAAAAGGACACUGCGUAGGUUCCAAGGUGUUGGUCUGGAUUAAAGAACACUGAGUAGGUUCCAAGGUGUUGGGUCUGGAUUAAAGAACACUGAGUAGGUUCCAAGGUGUUGGGUCUGGAUUAAAGAACACUGAGUAGGUUCCAAGGUGUUGGUCUGGAUUAAAGAACACUGAGUAGGUUCCAAGGUGUUGGUCUGGAUUAAAGAACACUGAGUAGGUUCCAAGGUGUUGGUCUGGAUUAAAGAACACUGAGUAGGUUCCAAGGUGUUGGUCUGGAUUAUCUGUGUAGGUGAGGGACUCCAUUUGGGCCAAGAGCACUAUGCCAAAACACAGCUAAGAACUAGGAUUGGGUAGAGCAGAGAACAUCAGGUUGAUAGGGACCAAAUUAAACAAAAAAACACAUACGGGUUUAACAGUUGUGCGUACUUGGUAAUUGUGUAAUUACACAUAGGUUUUAAGACACUUCAAAACAUAUAACCUUCUCAUAAAACUAGAGUUGCAAAAUUCUGGGAACAUUCAAUAAAUUCCCUGGUUUUCCCGAAAUCACGGUUGGAGGAAUUCCCAGAAUUGGAGGGAAUAAGCAGGAAUCCUCCAACAGGGAUUUCGAGAAAACCAGGGAAUGUUUAAUGCAUCGGGUCCCUCUCUCCUUCCCUUCUUCCCCUCUCUCCCUCCUCCCCCCUUUCUCGCUCUCCACAGAGCCUGGCCUGCAGUGUUGGCUCCGGGCCCCUGGUGUCAGUGGUCCCUGAGAACCCCUCCCUGCAGCUCCUGGAGCAGGACUCUAAGGAUUCGGCCCAGAGUACCUCCACCUCCUCCACCUCUCUGACCUCCCACACCACAGAGCCUGCCUGCCAGCCAGAGUACAAGGUAACGGAAGGGGAGAGAGGGAGGGAGAGGGAGAGGGAAGGAGGAGAGACAGGGAGAGGGGAAGAAGUGAGGGAGGGGGAGAGAGGACAAAGGGGGAAAUGUAGGGCCAAUAGAAGAGGGAGUUAAGGUGGAACAGAAAACAAAAGAGGAGAACGGGGGUAAGAUCAUAGAAGUCUCCCAUCCCUUCUUCUGUUUGUCCACCUGCAGAGACAAUGUGUGUGUGGAGCAUGGCUGACAGUGUGUGUUUGUACAUCUCUGCCUCCGUUGUCUUUGAUGUCUGUAACCUCACAGGUCUACACAGCUGUGUGGUUAGUCAGUGGCAGUGGCACAUGAAGUAAAUUCAGUAUAACAUGGUCUCAUAGUAAGACUGAGUCUUUGUAAUGUGUGUUUGGAGGCCAACCUGUAUCCACAAAAAGACUAAUGGAAACCCACAGUCCCCUAGCAGUGGUAGAUCCAUGAUGUGGACCUGUCAGUAUGUGUAUGCACUGACAUGUCCUAGAGUCAAAGACCCACCUGUCUCAAACUCCAAAUCUAGUUCACACACACAUCUCUUUACCCCUCUAACUGUCCCCCCCCCCCUCCUCUCCCCUCGCAGGACAACAAGGGCUUUGGCAUUGGGGAGAUGGUGUGGGGGAAGAUCAAGGGGUUCUCCUGGUGGCCAGGCAUCGUGGUCACCUGGCGCGCAACGGGCAAACGACAGGCCACGCAUGGCAUGAGGUGGCUGCAGUGGUUCGGUGAUGGCAAGUUCUCUGAGGUGAGCGUUGAUGAGGAGGGUUCCCACCCUGUGUACUCACAACAACCACAACACUCCAUCAUUGUUUUGGCCAAGAGAAACAUUUAGGAUGUUAGCAUGUCUGUCAUAAAGUCUGCUAUAUUUCAGGGUCAGCAUUGACAAAAGCCCUGUUUAUACCUGGGGUUAACAUGCGUCUUUUUGUACUGAUCUUGUCCACAUUCUGAUUGUGCCCAGAUUUUUAGACAGGUGUAGACGAUUAAAAGACGCAUUGUGAUCUGAUUGUGAUCAGAUCUUCCUGACCACCUCUGGAGGUAGUCAGGCAAGCAUUGUGUCUGGAUAUCAAUCAAGUGUAGACCGAUCUGGAUGGUCAAACCAUUUAAAUCAUAAUUAUACCGGCCUUUAAAAUCAUUGACAGGCAGUACCAAUGACUUACAGCAUCAAUAAUUAUCUCUUAAAAUAAAUAAAUACAUAUUACCUGUAUGCAAAGAAAUUGCAUACAGGGAGGUACUAGGAAAUCUGGUCAAAAUGCGGGCACAGUGGAUGGAUAAGAGAUACAUUUUAAUACUAUGUGUAGACGUGACAGAUAGUGAUUGGAUCAUAUUGAUAAGAUCAUGAAACCCACAUAUUAGUGCAAGGUGUAAACAAGGCUCAUGCGACAUGAAGUAGGAGUGCUGGUCAACGAUCAGUUCUCUUUUAGAUCAUAAUGAAUAACAUUACAUGGACAGGGGGCACCUUAUCCUAGAUAAGCACUCCUACUCUGAGACGCUUUGUGAAUACGGACCUUGUUUUACAGUAAAGCAAUGAAUGAGCUUUUAACCUUCCAUAUCUCCACCUGCUGAUGUCUUGUCCUUGGCUUCCACUCAUCAUCCUCACUAGGUUUCAGCUGACAAGCUGGAUUCCAUCACUGCUUUCCCCAAGUUCUUCAACCAAGCCUCCUACGCCAAGCUGGCAUCCUACCGCAGGGCCAUCUUCCAGGCACUGGAGGUAAGGAGGGAGGGGGAGGAGGAGGUGGGCGAAGAAGAAUGUAUACAUGAAUUAGUGUGUGUUGUCAAUGUCUACCUUUCUGUUUCUCUUGUCUGCUUUGUCUGUCUAGAGUACCUGCCUGUUAGUCUGAUCGUCUGUUUGUUUAGCAAGGUUAACAAGGUUGACAAUCAUCUCUCCUCAUUUCCCUUUCUCUAUCUCUGCCCCCUCCUUCUUCCCUCUCCCUUUCUCUAUCUUCCACCUAACUUCCUACCCCGCCCUCUACCUCCCCUCCCUCUCUCCUUCUCUCACCCCACCUUGACUCCCUCUUCCACAUCCCUGCCUCCUCCCCUCCCUCUCUUUUCCCCUCCCUCUCUCAGAUGGCCAGUCUGCGUGCUGAGAAGCCGUUCCCUCCGUGUGAGUCAGAGGGGCCAGAGGACCAGGUCAAGCCCAUGCUGGACUGGGCCAACGGGGGCUUCCUGCCUAAGGGCCAGGAGGGCCUGAAACCCACAGAGAACCCUGGUGAGACUCACCAACCAAAGCCAAUAUAAGGUCUAAAUGCCAUGGCUGGGGUUUUCUCCUGGCCCCCUUCUGUCCUCUCUUGUCCACAAUGGGCACGUUAAAGGGAUAGUUGCCUUUUUCUUUCUUUCUUUUUUUACUUCCCGUAGGGUCCUCCAAAUCGAAAAUAAGCUAAACUUCUAAAAAGCUAAGUAUCCCUUUAAUCAACAUUUCAGUUUUCACAUCAUACAGUAAUUGUGAAUGUGCCGGAGUAAGCUUGGAAGCACAUCUGUAGUCCAAUGUAUCACUGUUAUAGCAUCCAACUGAAACGAUAGCCCCCAGGGCUGUGAGACAAUAGUUGCUGACAGAUUUAAAAGAGUUCCACCAUUACUUUCUCUAGAUCAGGUUCUCCAACCCUGUUCCUGGAGAGCUUUUCGCUCCAACCCCAAUCUAGCGCACCUGAUUCUAAUAAUUAGCUUCUUGAUAAGCUGUUAUUAGAAGACAUUUUACAUUUUUUUAGUCAUUUAGCAGACGCUCUUAUCCAGAGCGACUUACAGUUAGUGAGUGCAUACAUUUUUCUAAAGACUUACGUCAUUUAUUUAUGUCUCUACUUGGCAUCUCACACACUCAACCUUCUCUUUGUCUUUCUAUCUGUCUUUCUCCCCCAGUCUCUGUCUGCACAUGAUCUGUGUCACGCCCUGACUCAGGGGACGCUUAUAUGUUGAGUCAGGGUGUGUAUAUUCCUUGUUGUGCUUGUUCUAUGUUAUAGGAUCUAGUAUGUCUAGAUCUAUGUUGGCCGGUGUGGUUCCCAAUCAGAAGCAGCUGUCGCUCGUUGUCUCUGAUUGGGGACCAUACCUAGGCAGCCUAUUGGCACUAGUGGGUUGUGGGAUCUUGUUCCGUGUGAGGUAUGUUGUUUGUGUACCUUGGACUUCACGUUUCGUUUAGUUUGUUGUUUUGUCGUUGUUUAUUCGGUUCAAAUAAACAUGUAUGCAUAUCACGCUGCGCCUUGGUCCGUCCCGUCUAUGAACGAACGUGACACUCUGUUAACUGUAUGUUGGCACUUUGCUAUUUCAGUGGAGGGGUGGUUAUGGGUUGCCUCCUGUCUAGUAUGUUUCAUGAUGUCAUCCACAGAACUCCAUUGGUUAUGGUUCCAUUGGUUUGUCAGGGGAUCAACCAGGGGUGAAAGUAGAUUUAAUUUCUUCCCGGUAUUGGACAUCCUAAGUGUGCAUGCGCGUGCAAAUUUUUUGGGGGGGCCUAAUCAUAGAAUUACGCAUGCUUCUACAUCUGCAUUGCUUGCUCCCUGGGGUUUUUGGCUGGGUUUCUGUAUAAGCGCUUUGUGACAUCUGCUAAUGUAAAAAAGGGAGCAUUGAUGAAUGGAAAGAAACACCAAAAAGUAUAAUAAUGACAUUCAGUGAUUGUCAUUCAUUAGGCCUACACUUGUAACCUGAAUUGAUGCGUCCACUGUUGUCCACGAGCGUCUCAGUCUCUGCCACUCAUCUCUGCCUUCGCAAAAUGUAACUUUUAUCGCCAAACCACACUUCAUUUUGGAGCGUAUUCCACACGUUUUGAAGUCCAUUCGCUCAUUUGUCAUGCAACUGACAUGCAGUAAUGAUAAAUAAUAUUGGAAUUGGCUUCAGUUUUCUUGGCAUCUUUGUUUUAAUUAUUGUGAUAGGCUCAUGUUAUACUGGUACGCCGUAACAGCUACUCCAUACCGGACCAUACCGGCUUACUUUCACCCCGAUAUUACUUGGCCAAUAAUUUACUGUCAGUGAGAUAAAAAAAAAAAGUAAUACAACAUUUUGUUUGGGCAAUAACUUCAUCUAGAUUAUUUGAGGUAUACUUUCUUAUAAUUUGACUGUUGUUUUUGUUGUGUGUGUCCUCUCUAGACAGCAACCCGUUGAACCACAAGGUGUUGGACGUCAGUCUGCCUGAGUAUUUCCCCACAGCCAAGAGGCCCCGCAUCAGCCUUUGUAAGGCCAAGAGCAGCCCAGAGGAGGUCUACAGUAGAGGUGAGAGGUCAACCAAACAGGGGUCAACCUGGGGUACCAGGGUCGUAUUCAUUAGGCACCAAACGGAAAAAAAACAGACUGAAACAGGGAGGGACUACUUGGAUUUGCAGAACGUUUUCAAAAUGUUAUGCCCUAAUGAAUACGAUCCUGGAGUCGUCUGUUUCAAACAUAUGUAGCUAAUUCCCUUAAGACUGUUCUUUAUUACUAUACAGUAGUAUGUUAUUAUUCAUGUGUGUCAAGACCUGUCUUUGAUUAUUGACCUGGAUGUGUGUGUCUCUCUCUGUGUAUCCACUCUGCCCUUCAGAACAAAUGGUGCAUGAAGUUUUGAAGAAUAACAGAAGUAUAGAAGGUAUGUUCUCAUUUUGGUUUCAGACAUUCCUAAAAAAAAAUAUCUCUAAUUGAUGUAGCUAUGGAACAUAAACUGUCGGUCUUUUUUCUGGCAGAGUUUUGCCUCUCGUGUGGGAAAACAAGAGCGGCAACCUUCCACCCACUUUUUGAAGGAGGCCUUUGCCAAGCAUGC